Messenger RNA from Symbiodinium sp. CCMP2592, 2313 nucleotides. The record is from the annotation of a GenBank genome assembly. Lineage: Eukaryota; Dinophyceae; Suessiales; Symbiodiniaceae.
AUGGCCGAGUUCGCGAAGUUUGAGCAGGAUGCAAUGGACAAGGACGCUCAUUUGCACGAGCUGUAUUUGACUCAUGCGCUGAACAGCAACGCGAUCUCCUCAUGGGGCGAAGACUUUGUCAGAAGUCGCUUGGACAAGCAGAUAACUUCGGAGCAGUCCAUCCGCAGAAGUGCCGCUUCGGCGGUGUCGUCUGGUCUCUACAACUUCCACCGGUCUCAGCUCGACUCCCGGGAAGAGCUGCGCGCCUCCGUGCGGAGUCUUGCAGAGAGGUACGCGGAGGAAAUUUCGCGGCAAAUUCGGAUGUCGACCCGGUCUCUCGAAGCCUUGGAGGCUGCCAUAAAGAUUGAUGAUGCGGGAAUGACUGACAAGCACUUCGACGAGCUUGCCCAAUCACUGAUCGGAUCGAUUAUGGGCAUAUCUGCUUUGGGGCUUGCGCCUCAUGCGUGCCUGACGAAAACAUAUCCGCCUGACAAGUUUGCUGCGGUGGAAGGGGAGGAUCUCCUCCUACAUCCCCAAAGGGGGCCUCGAGCGAUUGAAGCUAUCCUUGCCAGGACGACGUACAUCGACGACAUUGUCGAUACAACCGGGGGUGCCCCCGGACCUCCUCCUGGCGCAAGCCCGGGGCAACGUCCCGACUUCCCAUUUGAGGAUCGACCAGAUUUCGUUGCGAGGAGACCGAUCUUCACGUCCUAUGCGCCGGUGUAUAUGCCGGACAGCUGGAUGAUGUUUUUUGGCCAAAACUUCUCGAGGCAGUGCUCUGGUACGGAUUAUCCUGCCGAGCUUCCCAACUGCUAUUUUCCUGGUCCGCCGGAUGUGCAUGGAAAAGCGACCCACUUUUGGGGUUUCGCCGUCAUGUCCGUGAGUUUCGAGGAUUUGCUGAGGACUAUCGACCUUGAGUCUUUGGAGACGGGCCUACAUCGGGUUGGAGGCUUCACGAAGUUCUCGUACCAACUGUCCAGCGCAACGAUGACAGCCGACAGCGAGGCCUUGGAGCGAUGGCCGCGUUCCAACAGCAGCCUGGAUGCGGAGCCGGAAUCCAGCUUCAUCGAAGUUUCGGAGCUCUCGCUCCACUGGAAACUGGAGUUGGCUCCCGUGGAUGGCUGGGAGGAAGUCGAUCCCAACAUCACGUACGUGCUGCUUUUGCUGCCCCUCUCGGCCCUGAUCGGCGUUUGUCUGGGCAUGGAUGUGAUUCUGGCGUUGCGGAAGCACUCGCAGCAGGAAGUCUGGAAAAUGUACAUGAGCGAAGUCAGGGCAAGGAUUAUCCAAUCUGCCAUCUCAAAUCUGCAUGUGGUUCAGUUCCCGUUCUGUGUGGUGUGUAUCGAAGACUUCGAGAAGUUUGGCAUGAUCCUGCGGCACGAGACUGUCCGGGACCGUGGCCUGCUCCACAGCAUCGACACAGCCCAAGCGGCUGUUGAGUUCUGCAGGCUGGAUGGAGUGGUCUUCAUCAGCCACCAGUGGGCUGGAUACAGUCAUCCUGAUCCCCAUGGCACGAAGUACGAAGCUAUCGGGAAGGCUGUGCGCGAGCUACAACGACGGGGUGUCCGAGCCAAUUGGAUAUGGCUGGACUACUGCUGCAUCCCACAGGAGAACAAUGUCCAGCAGCAGAGUGCCAUCAACUCCAUGUUUGCCUACGCCUCCUUUUGCACAACGUUCCUUUCUCUAGCGCCGACGUGCACGCACGUAGAUUCAGGCGAAGAACUUACUGCGGAGACACGCCACCAGCGCCUGUGGUGUCUUCUAGAGUUGCUGUGUUUCACGGUGAGUCGUGCUGGGCGGCAUGACGAGACUUUCCUAUACACAGAUGAUGGCUUGGAGGAGGACGAGCCGCUUUCUGAGCAGGCAUUGGGCGUCAUGAAUGGUACUAGCACCUGCUGCCAACUCUGCCACGCCAGCAGCAAUCCUUGCGAUAAGCAACGUGUGGUGAGUGUGAUGCUGGGGAUUUACUGGCGACUGCUUGUCCUGAAGCAGAAGGAUGGAGGAACAUCUGCCUGGGCUAUGGGAAUGCUCCAACAGGUUGAUGCAAACGAGGAAAUCUUCUUUCCUGGCAGAGUGAGCUUGCUCGACGAGGGGGGCACCAGCUACGAGGUCGAUCUCUUCGAAGGCUACCUACCGGCGCUCCGCGAAAUGUUCGAAGAAGAUGCUGAGCAGUUCCUUAGCCAAGCUGGGCCAGGCGUCAGUGAUCCCUGUGCUUUUGCAGGCACAACUUCCAUGACCGUCUCCAAAAGUUUGGGGUUUGCUCGAUCCAACUCGCAGCUCUCUGCCUCUAUCACCAUGAACUCGGGAUCCCGGCGGCAGUCCCUAGGCUCCACCUGA